AUGUCCUACAACACCGAUACCGUCGUCUACGCUCCCGAGAGUCUACGGAAGUCAUCCGAUAUUUCCAAACACCUAUCUCUCCCCGACGAGAUUCUCAUUAUGAUCCUGUCGAAUCUGGUCCGACCAGAAGUUAUCCUAUUCAACAAUCCCAAAGAUCCUGACUUCCUACAUCGCCAGUGCUUGAUCUUUCCACUCAGAUUGGUCUCCUAUCGAUUCCGAGCAAUAGUUGAUGUCCUGUUGGCAGAUAAUUUCCCGAAAGAUUUGUGGCUGAUAGGAGCACUCCCUAUCUAUGACCGCCUGAGGUUGCAUGCAGUCUCUCUGGAAUAUAGGAACACGCUCCGAAUGAUGCUGUCCCCGCUUCUUCGAAGCAAGAAACCAUUCAUCUUGAAGGUCCACCUCCUUCCAGAGCUGAUCAGCAUGCGCGCUGAGGUCAACUGGGACAUGGACCCUUCCGCAUCGGACUCUACACGCAUGAAAGAUGAUUGCACUGCCGGCAAGGCUAUGACUGCGCAUUAUGCUACGGCAGUUGUACUCUCCGAAAUGUUGAGGAAGAUCUUUCAGGACAGCAAUGACGCUGUAAAAAGAGGCAGAACACAUGUAAUAUUCUAUGAAGUUGAUGGAAGCUCGGAAGACGCGCCACGUCUUGUGGCAGAAAUUUUUCAACAGCAACCUACCGUCCUGCCUUUCUGGGAUUUCAACACCGUCUGCGGGCUUGUGAGCUGUUGGCAGUGGAUUCACAAGGCAGACCCUGAUCCAGGUUCCGAUCUGAGCCACUUCAUUACUCUUCCGGUAGUUGCAAUGACGACAGAAAGCUCACGGCCAGCCGAAUGGGUAUUCGACCAUUGCAGUAGAAGAUUGAUGAGUGCGUGGCAAAUUGGCCGCCCUUGGACCAUAAUGCCCAGUCAUAGUACCACAAGAAUCAAGCUCUUCGGGGUCCACUGGAAGGUCUAUCGUCCCAGGAACGAGAUGUUUUCGCUGUGGCUCACUACCCUGAGCCCUGGGCGGAUGGCAAUUCAAUGCUUCGCUAUUCGAGGCGCUGGUGUUCUCUCAAAUGGUGACAGUCGACGGCAAGCGGUUCUCCUCGAACGGCCUUCUUCUCUGCUCAAGAUUGCCUAA
Capronia epimyces CBS 606.96 is the source of this 1116-nucleotide messenger RNA. RefSeq lists its product as uncharacterized. The transcript has a single exon. The record is from RefSeq and is a predicted model, not a curated record. Bases 1 to 1116 code for a protein of 371 amino acids. Lineage: Eukaryota; Fungi; Ascomycota; Eurotiomycetes; Chaetothyriales; Herpotrichiellaceae.